Messenger RNA from Emys orbicularis (European pond turtle), 1433 nucleotides. RefSeq names its product ankyrin repeat and MYND domain containing 2 (gene ANKMY2). Bases 31 to 1407 code for a protein of 458 amino acids. The record is from RefSeq and is a predicted model, not a curated record. The transcript has 10 exons. Lineage: Eukaryota; Metazoa; Chordata; Testudines; Emydidae. Gene Ontology annotation, molecular function: protein binding.
GGCCCCGCCGCGAGGCGCGGACGAGGCGCCAUGGCUCCCCCCAGGAGAGGUGAGCUGAGCCCGGCGGAGAAGGAGCUGCUGGCGGUGAUUGCCCGAGGAAACACUGAAGAAGCUGGAAGGCUCUUGGGCAGCAAGAAUGUCCGUGUCAAUUGCUUGGAUGAGCAUGGCAUGACCCCUUUAAUGCAUGCAGCAUACAAAGCGAAAGCUGACAUGUGCAGGUUGCUCUUGCGGCAUGGAGCGGAUGUUAACUGCAAUGAACACGAGCAUGGAUAUACUGCCUUGAUGUUUGCUGGACUCUCAGGCAGCAAAGAAAUCACCUGGAUGAUGUUAGAGGCUGGAGCAGAGACUGAUGUUGUCAACUCUGUGGGAAGGACAGCAGCUCAGAUGGCUGCCUUUGUGGGUCAACAUGAUUGCGUGACCAUCAUCAACAACUUCUUUCCACGGGAAAGGCUAGACUACUACACUAAACCACAAGGACUAGAUAAAGAACCAAAACUGCCAGUGAAGUUAGCUGGGCCUCUUCACAAAAUUAUUACUACUACAAACUUGCAUCCUGUUAAGAUUGUGCUGCUGGUCAAAGAGAACCCCCUAUUGGCAGAAGUAGAAGCACUGCUGAAAUGCUACAGGGUGUUGGACCUGAUUUGUGAGAAAUGCAUGAAGCAGAGAGAUAUGAAUGAAGUACUGGCUAUUAAAAUGCACUAUAUCAGUUACAUCUUCCAGAAAUGUAUUAAUUUUCUCAAAGAGCGAGAGGAUAAACUGGAUGGAUUAAUCAAAAGUCUAUUGAAAGGCAGAGAUACAGAUGGUUUUCCUGUGUAUCAAGAGAAGCUUAUCAGAGAGUGCAUUCGAAAGUUUCCUUACUGUGAAGCUACCCUGCUCCAGCAGCUGGUGAGAAGUAUUGCUCCAGUUGAAAUUGGCUCUGAUCCUACUGCUUUCUCUGUACUUACACAAGCUAUUACUGGCCAAGUGGGCUUUGUGGAUGCUGAAUUCUGUACAACCUGUGGGGAAAAGGGAGCAGACAAAAGAUGUUCAGUAUGUAAAAUGGUUAUUUAUUGUGACCAGAACUGCCAGAAAAUACACUGGUUUACCCACAAAAAAGUUUGUAAGACGCUGAAGGAAGCUCAUGAGAAGCAAGAGCUAGAAGCUGCCAAAGAAAAACGGAAACAAGAAAAAAAGCAAGAGAGAGAUGAAGCACAGGCAGCUGAUCCUAGUUCCACAAAUGAGGAACAGUCAGACCUUCACCCAGGAGCUACCAAAGAAGUAGAUCCAAUUCAUGCAGUUGACAGAACAGAGGAAAGUGUGCUUAACAAUGAGCCAGCGGCCCCACAACCUCGUCCUGACAAUCAGUCUGAAAGCGAGACCAGCUUAGCUGACAUCGCUGUGCAAAAAGUUCAAGAAUCUGAAGAGUAAGAUGAUGGUGGGCAGGGGACUGAAGU